Molecule: messenger RNA, 2067 nt
Organism: Wallemia ichthyophaga EXF-994
Lineage: Eukaryota; Fungi; Basidiomycota; Wallemiomycetes; Wallemiales; Wallemiaceae
Product: DNA mismatch repair protein Mlh1
Exons: 7
Coding region: 1-2067 (688 amino acids)
Biological process (GO): mismatch repair
Cellular component (GO): MutLalpha complex
Molecular function (GO): mismatched DNA binding; ATP-dependent DNA damage sensor activity; ATP hydrolysis activity
Source: RefSeq, a predicted model, not a curated record
AUGGACAAUCGCAGAGUACGGCGUUUGGAGGAGGCGGUAGUAAACAGAAUAGCGGCUGGAGAGAUUAUCCACCGACCGGCAAACGCAAUCAAAGAGAUGUUGGAGAACUCUCUCGAUGCAGAAUCUACGAAUAUAAAGGUUACGGUGAAGGAUGGUGGCCUGAAGCUCCUUCAAAUACAAGAUAACGGUCGUGGGAUUGAUAAAGAAGACCUGCCAAUUCUUUGUGAGCGCUUCACAACCUCCAAAAUACGCAACUACGACGACUUGCAAUCAGUCUCGACAUUUGGCUUUCGCGGAGAAGCCUUGGCUUCGAUAUCACACGUCGCUCAUGUCGCAAUACUCACUAAACGCGACGGGGACAGCGCUGGAUGGAAAACCGCGUACUCGGAUGGUAAGCAAACCCAGGAAUGCUCACCGGCAGCGGGUAACAAAGGCACAACUAUCACCGCUCACGACCUCUUCUUCAAUGUUCCCCUGCGCAGACGUGCACUGAAGAAUGCCAACGAGGAGUACACCAAGAUUGUCGAUGUCGUCACCAGAUACGCCGUUCACUAUCCCUCAGUUUCAUUUGUAUGCAAGAAGGUUAAUGCGAAUGUCCCCGAUAUAUCAACGCUCUCCAAAUCAUCCACACCGAUGAACAUAAAAGCAUUAUUUGGUCCACAAGUCGCGAAAGAGCUGCUACGCUUUGAGACUGAAGAUACACUUUUAAACUACAAAUGCAAUGGCUACGCAACAUCCACCAAUUACGCCAGUAAGCGAACAAUAAUGCUCAUCUUUAUCAAUCAUCGUCUAGUAGACUGUCCUAGUCUCAAAAAGAGCAUCGAAAACGCUUACAGUGCGCUCUUACCUAAAGGAUCUCAUCCAUUUGUCUAUUUGAGUCUAGAAAUCCCUCCUAGCAACCUAGAUGUGAAUGUUCACCCUACGAAAUCGCAAGUACAUUUCAUCGAUGAGGAUGACAUCAUAGAGCAUAUCACUGACGCACUCAGCAACAAACUGUCGACGUGCAAUACAUCCAAGAGCUACGACGUGCAGACAUAUCUCCCAAAAUCUAAGCCAGUGGCUCAGCUAUCUAACGCUAGCUUUCUCACAAGCUUCGUUAAGCCACCGCCAAAAUCUCAGAUACGCACUGACGGAAUGACAAGAACGCUUGAUUCCUUUAUACCAAUUGCACAAACUCAAUCGCCAGCACCGACGCAAUCAUCCACACCCGUCCAUACAUCUACUUCCAAGCAGACACCCUCUUCAACUCCUGUCAAGCGAACGGUAGAAGACUCUGAAUCGCCUCGCUCAUCAAUAAAACACUCCCAAUCAAUUCGCACUCCAGUGGAGAAAAUCAAAAGCAAUAAAGUUAAUCUUAGCUCUAUACAGAAGUUACGUAAAAGUGUGCUAGACGAUAAAAACCAGGAUGCUAUUAAUAUGGUCAAAAACCACACUUUUGUCGGAUUCGUAGACGUUUCUAGACAAUUGGUCUUGAUUCAACAUAACACUGAGCUCAUUAUGCUCAAUUAUGAUAAAUUUGCGCUCGAACUCUUCUAUCAAAUUGCCCUCAACCAGUUCGGGAAUAUGGCGAAAUUUGAACUCAAUCCACCUCCCAAAGUACGCACACUCAUAGAAAUAGCAUUGAAGGUUGAAGAAAGCGCUAUUGUGGAGUGUGGUGGUAGUUAUAAGGAGGUUUUGGACAAGAUCGUUAAUAUUCUUAUUAGCAGAGCUACUAUGUUGGAGGAGUAUUUUGGCAUAAGGAUUAGUCAGGAAGGUAAUCUGGAACGCUUACCGCUGUUACUAAAGAACUAUACGCCAAACAUUGAUGCAUUGCCGACUUUGCUAAUGAAUCUAGGUCCUUUGGUUAAUUGGGAGGAGGAAGAGGAGUGCUUUGAUAAUAUACUCCAGCAAAUCGCUGCAUUCUAUGUACCUUCUAAGCAAGACAAUGACGCUGUUAGAUGGCAGAUCCAACACGUUUUGUUUCAAUCAAUAGCAAAGAAUCUCGUACCGUCACACGAUCUAGCUCAGAACGCCAUCACUCAAGUAACAAGCUUACCUGCCCUCUAUAGAAUAUUCGAACGUUGUUGA